ACCUCAAGCAAAACCCGGUCAAAUCAAAUAGCCAACCUCCCCUUAAAUCUUCUUUCCUUCUUGCCAAGACAAUAAGACAUAUAUAUACCCCUCUCUGUUCCCUCUAUCUGAUAAUUCAGUUCAUUAAAUUUAGCUUGACAAAAAAAUAAAUAGCCCCAGCAGAAUGAAGUUUUCUUGUAUAUGCUCUACUUCAGAUGUCGCAGAAGAUAUUGCUCCCAGCACAAACACUCAAAAAGGUGAUCAAGAAUUUCGGUUGUUCUCUUACAAUGAGCUGAAAGCUGCUACUGCUGCUUUUAAAUCAUCUAACAAGAUUGGACAGGGAGGAUACGGGUCUGUUUAUAAGGGGCAUCUUAAGGAUGGUAGUGUUGUCGCCAUUAAAGUUUUGUCUAUCGAACGUGAGUCGAUGAGAGGAGAAAGAGAAUUCAUAUCGGAGUUGACUGCAUUGUCGGAUGCUAGACAUGAAAAUCUUGUUAGGCUCCUAGGAUGCUGUGUUGAGGGAGCUUCAAGAUAUUUAAUAUAUGAUUACAUGGAAAAUAAUAGCAUUACUCAUACUUUUCUUGGAAGAGACAUAUACAGAAGUAGCUUUAGUUGGACACGAAGAAGGGAGAUUUCUUUAGGAAUUGCCAGGGGACUGGUUUAUCUCCACGAAGAAAUUACUCCGCAUAUUGUUCAUCGUGAUAUUAAGGCUAGAAAUAUACUACUUGAUCGGAAUUUUGUUCCAAAAGUUGCUGAUUUUGGACUGGCAAGGCUGUUCAGAGAUGACAGCACUCACAUUAGUACUCGUGUUGCUGGGACAUUAGGCUACCUUUCUCCCGAAUAUGCCAUUAGUGGACGUUUGACACGCAAGUCGGAUAUUUAUAGCUAUGGAGUACUACUCUUGGAAAUUGUCAGUGGCAGGUCAGUUGUUGCGUUUGACAUGGAACGUGGAGAGCAGUUCUUAGUUGAUAAGGCAUGGGAAAUGUACAAUGCCGAUGAACUUGUGCAACUAGUAGACCCCGAACUAAAAGGAGAUUUUUUAGAAGAAGAGGCUGUUAGGUUCAUGAAAGUUGGUCUGCUCUGCGUUCAAGAAACCAGCAAGCUCCGGCCUCGUAUGUCUUCAGUCAUCAAGAUGCUGAAUAAUGAGAUUAAAAUAGAACAGUCCAAGAUAUCGCAACCAGGGUUCGUGGCCGAUCUCAUGGACGUUAAAGUAGGAUCAGGUCAUACAAACUCUUCCCACGGUUUUUCUCCUCUAUGAGUGUCCAUUCAUCUCUUAGGCACCAUUUUUUUGGCAAAAUAUUAGGCACUAAUUUUUGAUCAACUUUGUUAGAACCACUUGUACAAAGAUUGAGUGACAUCGAUUUCUGACAAAUGAAUAGAAAAUCUGUAAGAUUGGCAAU
Messenger RNA from Daucus carota subsp. sativus, 1376 nucleotides. Its product is annotated as putative serine/threonine-protein kinase. The transcript has 6 exons. The record is from RefSeq and is a predicted model, not a curated record. Bases 164 to 1234 code for a protein of 356 amino acids. Gene Ontology annotation, biological process: protein phosphorylation. Lineage: Eukaryota; Viridiplantae; Streptophyta; Magnoliopsida; Apiales; Apiaceae. Gene Ontology annotation, molecular function: protein serine/threonine kinase activity; ATP binding.